This is a messenger RNA of Eurypyga helias (sunbittern), 8292 nucleotides long. RefSeq names its product golgin B1 (gene GOLGB1). The transcript is spliced from 11 exons. The record is from RefSeq and is a predicted model, not a curated record. Lineage: Eukaryota; Metazoa; Chordata; Aves; Eurypygiformes; Eurypygidae. The annotation marks the transcript as partial. Gene Ontology annotation, cellular component: endoplasmic reticulum-Golgi intermediate compartment; Golgi apparatus; membrane.
ACACUCUUGGAGCAGUGCCAGAGGAUGGAAGUGGAUCUGAGCUCCCUGCGGGAUUUGCUAGAUGCAGAGAGACGAGAGUUUCGGGAUGUCCGAGAGAGGAUGGAGCUGGAGCUAGCAGAGGCGAAGCUGUCCUCCCAUCGCCUGCAGGAGGAGGUGCAGUGUGUCUCGGCACAGCUGGGAGAGGCAAGAAGAGCACAAGCUGAGUUGGAGGGGAAGUAUAAGGACUUGGAGCAGGACCGAAGGCUGGAGGUGGAAGAGAAGAACCUUCAGAUCAGGUUCCUGGAGGGUGCUGAGCAGGAGCUGCGAUCCAGCCACGCGGCCUUUGCCGCCGAAAACCGUCAGCUGAAAGGGGAGGUCACGCGGCUGUUGGCGCUGUCUGUGGAGAGCAGCGCUGCUGUACAGGAGCUGCAGGAUGAACUUCUGCAGAAAUCCGAAGAACUUGUCUGCUGCCAGGAUGAGCUGAAAUCACGGUUGGUGGAGAUCUCGGAAAUGAGGAAGGAACAGGAUGAAAGAACUUCACAGGAAAAGGCAGUAGAUCAGGAAUACUGGAAUGGGACUUCGCUGCUCCCCACAGGAGACCCGGAAGGACGGAGUUCUGCAGGUGAAAUACCACCCCUGUGCGCUGUUCUCCGGGAGCCUCAGCAGACAGCCGGGAUGGUCACGGACAGCGUGGAGCAGGAGCGGAAUGUUGGAGCUGAGGUGGAAUCGCAGGACUUGCUGACCCUUGAAGCUCCGGCCCCUUCCGCAGGCUGCUCCUCCACCUCUGCAGGUGUGUCGGGAGAGCUGGCGAGUUCUGAAGUGCGAAAGCCUUUUGAUGACACUUUGGUGCUCCCUAAGGCCAGCCCCGAUGGCUCUCCCAAUGGCUGCGAGCAGUUCUCUAAGGAGAUUUGUCUGCCUGGAACUCUAGACUGUCUUGCUGCGGAGAAGCAGAAAGAGCUGUCAGCUUUGAUGCUGGAACUGAAGGAAGCCCGUGAAGAAAUAACUUCUCUGAGAAGUCAGCUUGAGCGCCCCAACAGCCAAACGCCUGCAGAUGGCGGAGCGGGAGAAACCGUUACCCAGCUGGAGGAUAAUUCCCAGAUACAGUUUCUUGAGGGGGAAGAGCAAAAGGCUUCAGAUAAACAAAAUGAGCUGGGCAGUAGCUCAUUACUGAGAGAAGUAGAAAUGCAGCAAGUUGGUGUGCUUAAGGAAAACAGACCCAGCCCUCAGGAAGUGCCCCAGGGGAGCUCUGUCCCCUGCCCAGGAGGGACAGGCACACUGCAGGAGAUCUCCACAGCAGAUCCAGAGCCUGGCAGCCCUCGGUCUUGGGAACUGCAAAAGUUACAAAACCAAAUCACAGAACUGCAAAUAAUUCUGCAGAAAUCAGAGGAAUCCUACAAGAAAACUCUAGGAGAAAAAGGUGCAGAAAUAAAUAGGCUACACGAGUUGGCUGAGGGAUACAGGAAGAAGCUGGAGGAUUCUGCCAGGGCAUUUGACGUGUUGGCUGAAGAGCGAGACCAGCUCCUGUGUCAGAUGAAGGAACUUUCUACCGUGACAGAACUGAAAGAGCAGGUGAAGCAACUUGAGGAAAAUCUGUCUCUUUCAGAAAAGCAGAGACUGUCAGAUACUCAAAGCAGUCUUCUGCGAGAACAAAUCCAGAGCCUUAGGAAUGAAUUUAAAUCCAAGGAGAUGAAAAUUGAAGCUUUGCAAAAAGACUUGGAUGAAGCGCAGUUUCAGCUUUCGGACCAGGACAUGCAGCUAAAAGAUCUGAGAAGCCAGGUGGAGAAGAAGGAAUGCGAAGUACUGGAUCUAGAACAGCUUUUGAGGAAGAACACUGCUGAGAUGGAGGAGCUUUCCCAAAACUUAGCCUCCAAGGGACGUGAAGCAGCAGGCCUAGAAGAGCUCGUUGUGGAAUACACCAGGUCUGUAGAGAGCCUGCAGCAAACCCUGCUGGAGAAAGACCAGCAGGUGGCAGAGGUCAGCGUCAGCAUGUCUGAGAAAAUGGGCCUGCUGAAUGAAGAGAAGUUUGCUCUGUCGAAUGAGCUGAAGAUUCUUAAAGAGCAGAUGAGUGUCUUGCUGAAAGCCCAGGAAGAAGAUGACCAAGAGACAGACGCAAGCGACACGUGUCUGAAAUGUGGGGUGUCAGAGCAGCAGAUUGAUGCAGGGGCAGCGAGUCAAGGAAGUGCAGAAGCCACUAAACUUCUCAAAAAAGAAAAUGAGCAAGUCAAGCAGAAGCUGCGAGCAGUGCUUGGCACCAGGAAGGAGCUUCUGAAGAAGGUCAGCAAGUUGGAGAAAGAAUUGGUACAGCUGAGAAGAGGACGUGAAUCAGGAACCUUGGUGCCUCAGGAAGCUGGAGGGGAAGAAGACAUGACAAGUGUGAUGGGCAGAGAAGUGAAUCCUGAAAGCCAGCCCAGCGACGAGUAUCUAAUUCAGCUGCUUUCUGAAAAGGAGGCUGAGUUGCAGACCCUCCGGAAGGACCUGCUGGAUAAAGAAACUACGGAAGCACAAUUGCAGGCGGUGAUUGAGGAGAUGAAACGAAGCUUGCAAGGUGAGACCAACGUUGUUUCCAUUAAGGAUGAAAUGAUGGAGAGUCAGACAGAUGCUGGACAAGUAACCGAAGCCAACAAACCCCCAGAAGAUUAUGAAGAAGAUGACAAAACCAGCUCAGGAGCUGCAAACCUGGAAGAAAAUGAGAGGUCUGCUCUGAAAGAGAAGAUUUCAGCUCUUGAACAAGAAAAAGAACAGCUUCAGAAGAGACUCCAGGAGGUGCUGGUGUCUCGCAAAGACACUAUAAAAAAGGCUCAAGAGAAAGACAGACACCACAGGGAGCAGCUGAAGCAGCAGAAGGAUGACUACAGCAGCCUCCAAGAGCAGUUUGAUAGGCAACGCAAGGAGACAGAGAGCAUCCAGGCUCAGCUCAGGCAACUCCGAGAACAGAAAGGAUCGACAGAGCCCGCUCCUGCUAGUCGGGACAGGUUAGACCCUUUGUGCGUGGAAGCAGGGGAUGCGGCACUUGACAACCUUGUGCAAGCUGCAGACGGUUCUGGGGAAGAGCUUAAGGAAAGACUUGAAAGAUUGCAGGUGGAGAAGGAGGGGUUGGAAUCCAGCCUUAGCCGCACGCAGAGUGAACUGGCCAGCAAAUCAGACCUAGUCUUGCAGUUGCAGGAGCACAUAGCACAGUUGUUCCUGGAGGUGGAAGGGCUGAAGGGAGCCUCAGGCCAAGCUGGAGCUACGGCAGCAAGUCCUCAGGCAGAACUAGCAGAGAGCCGAGCAAAAGCUGCUCAAGAGUGCAGCCUGGAGGACCUGAAAAUACUUCUGCACCAAAGGGGUGAAGAAAUGGAAUGUCUCAGCGUGCAGGUAAGGGAGAAGAACGAAGCGCUCGAGAACAUGCAGGCACUGUUGCUGGAAAAGGAGGAUUCAGUCAAGAGACUGCAGAGUCAGUUGGAAACUCAAGCUCAGGUCCAUGAGGAACAUGGUAAGCGACUGCAGACGGAGUUGCUGGAAAUGCAGGAGAAGCAGGAUGAUGGUGCGGAAGCAGCCAAACAGAAGGCUCAGAUGCAGAGGAAGUUGCAGGCUGCCCUUAUCUCUAGAAAAGAGGCGCUGAAGGAGAGCAAAGCCCUGAGAGAGGAGCUGGCUAAUGCCAAAACUACCAUUGAAAAUCUGGCUGUCAGGCUGACAGAUCUGGAAAGUCAAAUAUGUGGCCACGCUAAAGAGAGGGAUGCUUUGACGGGGAAGUUAGCCGGCCUUGCUGUCGAGCGGGAAAAACUUACUGCGGAAGUCGAGAAGGUACUUGCAGAAAAUCAGAAUCUGGAUGGCUGCUGCAAAAACCUGACGUGUGCCCUGGAGAGGGUUGUGCUGGAGAAGGAGAAGCUGGAGAAGGAGGUGGAAUCCCUGAAGUGCUUUCAAGCCACUGAGAGUUCCGAGUGGCAUGAGAAGCACAGAGAGCUCCAGAAGGAAUACGAAACGCUCCUGCAGUCGUAUGAGAACGUGAGCAAUGAGGCUGAGCGCAUCCAGCGUGUUUUGGAAGGUGUUAGGCAGGAAAAGCAGGAAAUUUUCCUUAAGCUGAAAAGUGUUGAAGCUAAAAAAGAGGAAAUGGAGAAGCAGCUACAGGAAGCUGGACAAGAAAUCGAUGGAAUGAAGGAGAAAAUGAGGAAAUUUGCAAAAUCUAAGCAACAAAAGAUCCUGGAACUAGAGGAGGAGAAUGAAAAGCUUAGAGCCGAGCUGCAGGUCACAGGUGGAGAGCCCCAUGGGGCUGGAGGUGUCGCUGCAAACACCGGCCCGACAGAGGAGCUGGGGAGCUCUAGGCAGGAUUGCCAGUCUCCUCCUCAGCUCGAGUCAGUCUUGGCUGAAAAGGAGUCCCUUUGUCACGAGAUCACAGACCUAAAGUGCCAGUUGGAGGUAACAGAAUCUAAGCUGAAAGCAAGCAGAGCGCUGGUGGCCCAGUAUGCUGCUUGGGAAGCACGAGGGGAAGAAACAAGGCAGGCAGUUGCCAUGCCACCACCACUGGAGGAAAAUCAGGCGGAUGUAAGCGUUAGACCAGAGUCUUCAACUGCAGAACUGCAACAAAAAGCACCUGAAGCUGGUGGCCCUUGUGAAGGUCUUGGUAGCUACGUACAGCAGAUCGCUGAGCUCACAGAGCGAGUCACAGAACUCGAAGGUGCCAGGAGGGCUGCAGAGCAGCAGCUGGGCACCAUCCGCGCACGCGAGGAGACUUUAGCAGGUGAGAAGAGGGCCUUAGAGACCCAAGUGGAAGAGAAAGUCCGUGAAUUGAACGUUCUUCAGGACACAGUAGUCAAGAUGGAACAGACAGUCCAAGAAACCAGAGGUGACCUCCUCAGGAUGGCAGAGCUGAAGGAUGCGCUGGAGGCCGAGAAGGAUGACUUGGAAGAAAGGCUCAUGAACCAGCUGGCAGAACUCAACGGGAGCAUUGGGAACUAUCAGCAAGAUGCAACAGACCUGCAGAUGAAAAAUGAGCAACUGAAGCGUGAGCUUCAGAGUUUGCAGAGAACGAUGCAUGAACUGGAGGCGGAGAAGUGUCAGAUGGCAAAGGAAAACAGUAAAGCCAGUUCAGAAAAACAAACGGAAUUUGCAGAAAAACUGAGGUGCAGUUGGAGGGGAGACAGCAGCACCCACGUGAGGGAGCUUCAGGAGUUGCUGAAGCAGAAGCAGCAGGAGAUCAAGCAGCUGCAGAAGGACUGUAUCAAAAGCCAGGAGAAGAACAGCGGGUUAGAGCGAACUGUUAAAGCUCUGGAAUUUGUGCAGAGUGAGUCUCAGAAAGAGGCCGAAGCAGCCAAAGCGAGUUUAGCCAAGGCAGCUGAAGACACCCGGAAAGCCCAGGCGGAGCUUGCCCUCUGCAGGGUAGCGCUGGAUGACACCCAGAGUGAGGUGGCGAGGGCCCUAGCGGAGAGCGUCAGGGCGAAAGAAGAGUUGCAAGCAAACAAAGAGAAUAUCAAAAUUCAAAUGAAGAGAAAAGAUGAGGACUGGGAGAGAAGGCUGGAACAGGAAAAAGGCAGGCAUUCCAGGGAAGUGAAGAACCUGGAAGAAAAGCUGGCGGCUUUGCAGAGGGAGAAGGGCCGUAUGGAAAUGACCGUUGGUGACCUUCAACACUCCUUGAAGACGAAGGAUCAAGAAGCAAAGCAACUGGAAGGCAGCCUAACCAAAACGCUAGCCCAGCUUGCAGCCUUCACCAGGAGCAUGUCGUCCCUGCAGGAUGACAGGGACAGGGUGAUAGAUGAAUCAAAAACGUGGGAGAAUAAAUUCACUGAAACUAUUCAAAAGAAGGAGGAAGAAAUACGUUCAAAAGAGGAAACUUGUGAUGUGCUGACAGACCAGGUGAAGCAGAUGAGCGCACGUGUGGAAGAGCUUCAGGCUCACAUAUCCAGGCUGGAACGCAACAGGGAAGACUGGGAGUCUGAAUCCAGGGAGGAGAUUCAGCGGCAUGAGAAGACAUGUGAAAUGUUGCAGGAGGAAAAGGAAACGCUUUUGACUCAGCUUGAAGAGGCUCAGAAGCUGCACAGCAAGGCUCAGCGCGACCAGCAGAGGCUGGAGUCCGAACUCGGCAGCCUGAGAGACCAGCUUGCUGACCUACGGAAUUCCCUCACCAAAAGUGAAGGGGUUAGAGAAGAGCUGGGAUGUGUGGUCCAGCAACAAGAGACCGUUAUCCAGACCUUGAAACUCAGCUCCGAACAGCUUGAGGCUGACCUGCAGGCUGCCAGGGACCUGACAGCCAAGCUGCAUGGAGAAGCCAGCACCAAGGAGCAAAAGAUCAUGAGUCUGCUGUCUGCCAAGGAAGAGGCAGUUACGGCCGCUCUGUCGGAAUUACAGCAGCAGCAUUCUGAAGAGAUGAAGGAGUUGGAGCAUAGGCUGAGCAAGGAGAAAGAAGAUAAAAAAACCUUGGAAAAUGAGAAGAACAAAUUGCUUGACCAGCUUGAUCAUCUGACUGCCAAGGUGAAGCUAAGCCGAGAGGAAGGUCAGCAGCAGAAGGCACAGCUGGACUCCUUCACCAAGGCCAUGUCAUCUUUGCAGGAUGACAGAGACCGUGUACUCGGAGACUACCGGCAGCUUGAGGAACGUCAUCUUGCUGUAAUCCUGGAGAAAGACCAGCUAAUUCAGGAGGCGGCUGCUGAAAACAACAAGCUCAAGGAGGAACUCCGAGGCUUUCACAGCCGGAUGGACGAUGUCAACUCUGAGAACGCCAAGCUGAACGCGGAGCUGGUGCGGUGCAGGGAAGACCUGAAUGAGGUGAUUUCAAUAAAGGACUCCCAACAGAAACAACUUCUCAAAACGCAGCUUCAGCGGAUCCAGACUCUGGAAAAGGAGAAGGCAGUCAUGGAAAUGCAGCUGAAAGAGGCUGCGUGUGCGCAGGACGACCUCGGGCAGAGCGUGGAGGCCUUGAGAGGGGACAAAAUCACUUUGUCUCAAGAGAUUGAAAUCCUUACGGCGUCUCUGUCUCAGGUGAGGAGCGAGGUGACAGCGUUACGUGAGGGGGGUCCUGUCAUGGAGUGUCAAGCACAACUGAAGGCCCGGGAGGAAGAGGCACAAGAACUGGGUCAUAAGCUUUCCCUCUCGCAGAGAAGGAUAACGGAACUGGAGGAGGAGCUGAUGUGUGUUCAGAGAGAUGCAGCCAAGAGAGUGGGGGAGGCGGAGGACAGGCUUCGGAAGGAGCUGAAGCACCUCCAUCACGAUGCGGGGAUAAUGAGGAACGAAACAGAAACAGCAGAAGAGAGAGUAGCAGAGCUGGCACGGGACUUGAUGGAAAUGGAGCAGAAAUUUCUUGCAGUCACAGAUGAAAACAAAGAUCUCCAAGCUCAAAUUCAGUCUUUUGGGAAGUCCAUGAACUCCCUUCAGGAUAGCCGGGACCAGGCCAAUGAAGAGCUUCGUGCUUUGAAACAGAAAUACGCCGCAGACUUAGGGGAGCAGAAGAGUCUGGUGCAGAAUCUUCAGAAAGAGAUGGUCCAGCUACAAGAGCAGCAACAUUGCACUGCCAGGGACCGAGAUACAGCGAGGUCGGAACUGAUGGAACUGCAGAAAGCCAUGGAUGAAGGUGGCCUCUUGGCCCAGGCAGAGGAACUUCAUCAGAAGCUCAGAGCCAAAGAUGAUGAGCUUCUCCGUUUGUCUUCGGAGCUGGAAGGCUCUUCCAGCCAAGUCAGGUCUUUCGCCAAGGCUAUGGCAAGCCUGCAGGGUGAGCGGGACCGUCUGCUGGAUGAAUUGGGAAGAACGCGCAAGACUGAAGAAGGGAAGCAAGGAGCAGAUGGGAGCGUUCCCGGUGCUGCGGCAGAAGUGCAGAGCCUGAAGAAGGCGCUGUCCUCCCUGCAGAACGACAGGGACAGAGUAGUCGGGGAGCUGAAGAGGCUGCAGCAGCAAUACAUCCUGCUGGGGGUGGAGUCCGCUGAAAACACCCGCUUGAAAGCACAGCUGGAGGAAUCCCAGCAGGACGCAGAUAACCAUCGCCGGCUCCAGGAGCAGCUGAAGCAAGAACGUGUUUCCUGCCAGCAGGAGCUGCAGCAGCUGAGGCAAGAGAGGGCUGCCUGGGAAGAGCAGAACAGGAGCAUGAAGGAGCAGUACCUGGGGCUCGUAGCAGAGAAGGACAAGCAGCUGAGCCAUUUCCGACGGGUCACGCAGGAGAUGGAGCUGGCGCUCAGCGCGUCUCGGGCUGCAGAGGAGCAGCGCCAAACGGAGGUGGGUGGAAACACGGCUGCUGUGUUGCGUGGGAACUUGAGCCCAGAAGCAGAGACCACACGCCUCCAGGCCCAGCUGAGCAGCAGCAUGAAGGAGCUGCACCAGAAGGAGCUCAGAAUCCAGCAGUUAAACAGCAAG